Neodiprion fabricii is the source of this 3961-nucleotide messenger RNA. RefSeq names its product transitional endoplasmic reticulum ATPase TER94 (gene TER94). The record is from RefSeq and is a predicted model, not a curated record. Gene Ontology annotation, cellular component: cytosol; VCP-NPL4-UFD1 AAA ATPase complex; nucleus. Lineage: Eukaryota; Metazoa; Arthropoda; Insecta; Hymenoptera; Diprionidae. Gene Ontology annotation, molecular function: ATP binding; polyubiquitin modification-dependent protein binding; ATP hydrolysis activity. Gene Ontology annotation, biological process: mitotic spindle disassembly; retrograde protein transport, ER to cytosol; autophagosome maturation. The coding region runs from base 133 to 2538 and encodes 801 amino acids. The transcript has 13 exons.
CGGCCAUGACAGAUGUGAGUGGAAGAUGUUCAUUGGGUUAGCUGGCUGUCUGUGACUCGUGUUAGUUGCGAAGGGGGAUCGUGAUUGUAACGUUUGCAUUUUUUUCCCAAGUUUAUUAAAAAAAAAUAAGAUAUGAGUGAUCCUAAGAGUGGAGAUGAUCUCGCGACUGCGAUUUUGCGCAAAAAGGACAGGCCAAACAGGCUUCUGGUGGCAGAGGCGAUCAAUGAUGACAAUUCAGUCGUCGGCCUCUCGCAGGAAAAAAUGGAUGAGCUACAAUUGUUUCGCGGUGACACUGUACUUUUGAAAGGAAAAAGGCGCAAGGAAACCGUGUGCAUCGUACUAUCAGACGACACAUGUCCAGAUGAGAAGAUACAUAUGAACCGUGUCGUCAGAAACAAUCUGCGUGUCAGACUCAGCGACGUUGUAUCCGUUCAAGCUUGCCCGGAUGUUAAAUAUGGCAAACGUAUCCAUGUUCUACCCAUGGACGACACUGUCGAAGGUCUUACUGGAAAUUUGUUUGAGGUGUAUUUGAAACCAUACUUCCUUGAGGCAUAUCGCCCAAUCCAUAAAGAUGACAACUUCAUCGUACGCGGAGGAAUGCGCGCCGUAGAAUUUAAAGUAGUUGAGACUGAUCCAGGCCCGUAUUGUAUCGUUGCUCCGGAUACAGUGAUACAUUGCGAGGGAGAUCCAAUCAAGCGAGAGGAAGAAGAGGAAGCUCUCAAUGCUGUUGGCUAUGAUGAUAUUGGUGGUGUUCGCAAGCAGUUGGCUCAAAUUAAAGAAAUGGUAGAGCUACCACUGCGGCACCCGUCCCUCUUCAAAGCAAUCGGAGUCAAACCACCGCGCGGUAUAUUGCUCUAUGGACCACCGGGAACGGGAAAAACCCUCAUUGCACGUGCAGUUGCAAACGAAACUGGCGCCUUUUUCUUCCUUAUUAAUGGACCUGAGAUUAUGAGCAAACUUGCUGGUGAGUCCGAGAGCAAUUUGCGAAAGGCGUUUGAAGAGGCUGAGAAAAAUUCACCAGCCAUCAUAUUUAUCGAUGAGUUGGAUGCUAUCGCUCCGAAGCGUGAAAAGACCCAUGGAGAGGUGGAGAGACGUAUCGUCUCACAAUUGCUGACGCUGAUGGAUGGUAUGAAACAAAGUUCCCACGUUAUUGUAAUGGCUGCGACAAAUCGACCAAACAGCAUUGACGGAGCUCUUCGUCGUUUCGGACGAUUUGACAGGGAAAUUGACAUAGGUAUUCCCGACGCAACUGGACGUCUUGAAAUUUUACGUAUUCAUACCAAAAAUAUGAAACUAGCCGAUGAUGUCGAAUUAGAAGAGAUUGCCGCUGAGACUCACGGUCAUGUCGGUGCUGAUCUAGCCUCAUUGUGCUCUGAGGCUGCCCUUCAACAGAUUCGAGAAAAGAUGGAUCUGAUUGAUUUAGAGGAUGACCAGAUCGAUGCCGAGGUUCUCUCCUCUCUUGCUGUCACAAUGGAAAACUUCAAGUAUGCGAUGAGCAAAAGUAGUCCCAGUGCAUUACGUGAAACGAUUGUGGAAGUACCUACAGUUACGUGGGAAGAUAUCGGCGGACUGCAAAACGUCAAACUGGAACUUCAAGAGUUGGUUCAGUAUCCUGUUGAACAUCCAGACAAGUUCUUGAAGUUUGGUAUGCAGCCAUCGAGGGGAGUUUUAUUCUAUGGACCACCUGGUUGUGGUAAAACACUUUUGGCCAAAGCUAUUGCUAACGAGUGCCAAGCUAACUUCAUUUCGGUUAAGGGACCAGAAUUGUUAACCAUGUGGUUUGGUGAAUCUGAAGCAAACGUGCGAGAUGUCUUCGACAAGGCUAGAUCAGCGGCUCCAUGUGUAUUGUUCUUCGAUGAACUGGAUUCAAUCGCUAAGUCACGUGGCGGAACUGUCGGUGAUGCUGGAGGUGCGGCUGACCGUGUGAUAAAUCAGAUACUUACUGAAAUGGACGGAAUGGGUGCCAAGAAAAAUGUAUUCAUCAUCGGAGCAACAAAUAGGCCUGACAUCAUUGACCCAGCUAUUUUACGACCAGGUCGUCUCGAUCAGUUGAUCUACAUCCCUCUACCGGACGAAAAGUCACGAGAAGCAAUCUUCAAAGCUAAUCUACGCAAGUCCCCUGUUGCCAAGGAUGUCGACCUGACCUACAUAGCUAAGGUAACGCACGGUUUCUCCGGUGCUGAUCUUACCGAGGUUUGUCAAAGGGCUUGCAAAUUGGCGAUUAGGCAAUGUAUCGAGUCAGAAAUACGUCGCGAACGAGAACGUGCUGCAAACCCGAAUGUUUCCAUGGACAUGGACGAGGAUGAUCCCGUACCUGAAAUCACCAGAGCUCACUUUGAAGAAGCUAUGAGGUUUGCGCGUCGUUCAGUAUCUGACAAUGACAUUCGUAAGUACGAAAUGUUCGCUCAGACCCUUCAACAAUCUCGAGGAUUCGGAACGAACUUCAGAUUCCCGCAAAGCGGCACAGGAGGUACGCAGGACACGACGCAGGGAGACCCCACGUUCCAAGAUGACGGUGAUGAUGAUCUAUAUAGCUAAGUCUUCAUUUAAUCGUAUCUCAUCUCUCGUUGAGUACAUGUGUAAAGGGUCUAUAUUUGCAUACAUCGAUUACAUACACACAUAUUAGCUCAAGGUAACAUCUUUUUCCCAUAGUUGGUGGAAAGCCUGAGUAAAAGAUUAAGUUAAUUAAAAUUUGAUUGGAAUGGUUAAAAUAAAAAACAAAUAAAAAACUAAAUUAAUUGAAGCGAAUAAAAUUUUAUGUAAUGUAUAUCAGUAGGUUAAGAUUUAUUGUAAUUGAAAUAUACAUUAUGAAAGAUUUUAUGUAUUACAUGGUAAAGAGAAAGAAGAACAAACAUUGAAAGAAACUCAGAAUUUUAAUUGAAUAAUAAACAUACAAAAACUUCCUCAGAUAGAGUUUGUAACGAAAGGAGGAAUAAUGUUACGCCAUGCUACUUUACAUCAGGUGUAUCUAGUAUCCGAAAUCUUUUACAAAAGUGCGAAUUAUGACGAUAGUCAAGAGUAUUAAAAAAUUUGCGAAAAAGAACAACGAAGACGAGAAUUUGUAAGUUUUCACUCACAUUCAUCAAACUUUGGCAAAUUUCUUACUCGCAGUUUUAUUUUAUUCGGAAAUUGUACUAAAUCAUACCAUAACUCGCCGUUUAUGCUGGCUUACAAUUAAACAAAUAAGCAGGCGGACUACUUAAAAUCGAAGUAAACGAUAAUUGAUAGACCCUUUUUUCAUGUACAACCACCACAUUUGCUACUCUUGUUAUAAGAUGAAUCAUUUCCAAAAUGAAAUACCAGGGUUCAAUUGUAACUGGCGUAGAUUUUGCAUUGCAAUGUGGCUGAACUCUACACGAGAAUCCUUUUGCCUCUGAGAGGAAGGAGAUCCCUAAGUUUUUUUUUUCGUUACCCCGAGUGAAACAUCUUGGUUUUUUAAAUGAAAGAUAAUUUCUUACACAUCUCUGUACCAAUAUUUUGUUGAUAGCGCAAGUACCGCUUAUCGGCAAAUAAACAAAAAAUCGAAUAAAUUCUUUUAUUCGAGAUUAAAAAUUCACCGAGCUUUGUGAUUCAUACAUGAAUUGCAUGAAAGAUGAAAUUACCUGCUACUCUGUGAAUAGGCAUAAGUCCACAAUAACUUCGGCUUCUCGAGUAUAGUUUGAUCAAGAAACAUAGACGUGAAAUAAAAAAAUUAUGGAAAAUUGGCAGCGUAAGAUACAAAAGUAUAUUGAUACUUUCAUAGGUAUAUGAUCAUAAAUGUUCCAUCUUGUACACAUACUUACACAUGUUCUAGUAUGUUUAAAACUUUUACAUUAUAUUAUUAUAAUUAUUGAUUAAAACAGAUUACACUGAGAGUGUAUUAUCAUUGAUAUGUUUUCCAUCUCGCUCUCUCUCUCAUUCUUUUUCUCCUCCUCCGUGAGUGUUUUUUGAAGUAAUUUCGUGUUACGGUGUAAUAAAAUAA